AUGGUGAUAUUAGAGGUGAACCUUAUACAAGCACAAAGUCUGACUAAUAAAGAUCUUAUUGACAAAUCUGAUCCAUUUGUUAAAUUGUAUACAUGCAAUUUGCAUAGUAUGAUGCAAAUCAACAAAGUUAUUGUCUUCAUCAAUGUUCCCUGGUGGUAUUUAGCUUUCUAUACAAUGAUGAGUCCAUUCAUUACUGAAAGAACUAAGAGCAAAUCCGUAUUUGCAAGCCCUACAAGAACUUCCAAAACACUUUUCAUUUCUGAAUUCACCAUUGAUGAUCCGGUUGCUGUUGUUACUGUAAACCCGUGCACCAAACAAACCAUGGAGAUUAUCAUAAACUACCCAGUUCAGAGAAGGUCUCUCGGUGAAAGAAAUUGGAAAAUAGAGAUCCACAAAGUGCUCCACUUCUGCUAA
Messenger RNA from Lactuca virosa, 414 nucleotides. The record is from the annotation of a GenBank genome assembly. Lineage: Eukaryota; Viridiplantae; Streptophyta; Magnoliopsida; Asterales; Asteraceae.